Messenger RNA from Nematolebias whitei (Rio pearlfish), 614 nucleotides. RefSeq names its product anoctamin-1. Gene Ontology annotation, biological process: chloride transmembrane transport. Gene Ontology annotation, cellular component: plasma membrane. The record is from RefSeq and is a predicted model, not a curated record. Gene Ontology annotation, molecular function: chloride channel activity; protein dimerization activity. Lineage: Eukaryota; Metazoa; Chordata; Actinopteri; Cyprinodontiformes; Rivulidae.
GGAUCACCAGUCUGUUAGCCAAUGAUGUCUACACAGCUGCUUUUCCUCUGCAUGACGGAGACGUUGACGGGGUAAACGCAGAGCCCAACGACAGAAAGCUGCUGUCUGAACAGUGGGCCAGCUACAGCGUCUUCUACAAGUACCAACCUAUUGGACUCAUCAGGAAGUACUUUGGGGAGAAGGUUGGCCUUUACUUUGCCUGGAUAGGAGUCUACACGCAGAUGCUCAUCCCUGCUGCCAUUGUUGGAGUCAUUGUGUUCCUGUACGGCUGCGCCACGGUCGACGAUAACAUACCAAGCAUGGAGAUUUGUGAUCCCAGGAACAACAUCACCAUGUGUCCGCUCUGCGACCACGCCUGCAGCUACUGGAAGCUUGUGACGGCAUGUGGCACAGCCCGAGCCAGCCACCUGUUCGACAACCCAGCCACGGUCUUUUUCUCCAUUUUCAUGGCCCUCUGGGCCGUUCUUUUCAUGGAGCACUGGAAGAGGCGGCAGAUGCGGCUCAACUAUGUCUGGGACCUAACGGGCUUUGGAGAGGAGGAGGAGGUGGGACAACUCUACACAUACCAUUUAGUUGCCUUGAGAGACACCUACAAAAUUGGAGUUUUAGAGUGA